Molecule: messenger RNA, 2966 nt
Organism: Macadamia integrifolia
Lineage: Eukaryota; Viridiplantae; Streptophyta; Magnoliopsida; Proteales; Proteaceae
Product: protein LOW PHOTOSYNTHETIC EFFICIENCY 1, chloroplastic-like
Exons: 2
Coding region: 168-2435 (755 amino acids)
Molecular function (GO): protein binding
Source: RefSeq, a predicted model, not a curated record
CGAAAAUCUUCUAUCUUCUCUCUUCUAUCUUCUAUCUUCUAUCUUCUGGACUAACAUCCCAGGUGGACUCGAUUCUCAGUCGUGAAAAACGAAAUUCCGGGACCCUAUGUUUGUUCUUCAAUCCUCACGGUGGCUUUGUGAUUGACACCUAGAAAUUUCCCUCAAAGAUGGAAGCUCUGAGCUUUUGGUUCUUAAAAGGGGACUUCUCGGCAACCCCCUAUUGGGAAUUUGAUGUGGGAUAUUCUUGUAUUUCAAAAACAAGGAAAACAAAGAGAAGAUGGCCUGCUGGUAAUGCUGUGCGUCAGAGAAGAAGUUCCCAUCACUUGUUUGCUUCAAUUACUCAUCGACGUUGGGAUCCAAAAUGUGAUGCUUCAUACGGGUUUUUCACCAACCACUCGAAACUGAAUUUUGUUUCAGUUUGUGAACCAUCUAGAAUUUCGUCUUGUGCGUCUUUUGCCUUUGGUUCGGCAUUUGAACAACAAGAAAUUGGGAAGGAAUUCAGUGAAGAGUCUCCGAAUCCUAGAGAUAGUUUACUUAACAAAUCAGAUAAUGAGGAAGAAGGUUCUCUUGAUAUUGUUGAGGGAAAAGAUGGUGGGGUAUUUCCAAUCAAAGAAGGAGGAAGAGGAGAUUGUGAUUAUGAGAGAGUAGUUGAAGGGAAGAAUGCACGAAUUGAUGUCCGUGCAUUAGCUUGGAGCUUACGGUAUGCUAAAACCAUGGAAGAUAUAGACGAUGUUCUUAAAGAUUUUUCUGAACUGCCACUUCCUGUAUAUUCGUCAAUGAUCAGAGGUUUUGGCAAAGAAAAGAGAUUAGAGCCUGCUGUAGCUCUUGUAGAGUGGCUUAAGAGCAAGAAGGAGACCAAUGGUUUUUCUGGCCCAAACCUUUUCAUAUAUAAUAGUCUAUUGGGUGCAGUGAAACAAUCUGAGCAGUUUGGAGAAGUGGAGAAGGUCAUGGAAGAUAUUGCAGAGGAAGGAAUCCUUCCUAAUGUUGUCACUUACAACACUUUAAUGGCCAUUUAUUUAGAACAAGGACAGUGUCUUGAGGCCCUCAAUGUUCUGAAGGAGAUUGAAGAGAAGGGUUUAUCCCCAUCUCCAGUGUCCUAUUCAACAGCCUUGCAGGUUUAUAGAAAAAUGGAAGAUGGGAGUGGAGCCCUUGAUUUUUUUGUUGAAUUAAGAGAAAAAUAUCAAAAGGAGGCGAUAGGAAAAGAUGGAGACAAUGAUUGGGAAACUGAGUUCAUUAAUCUUGAGAACUUCACCAUUCGUAUUUGCUACCAAGUGAUGCGGCAGUGGCUUGUGAAGGGAGAUAACUCGAGCAGCAAUGCAUUGAAGCUUCUUACGGAAAUGAAUAAGGCUGGGAUGAGACCUGGACGGGCUGAACAUGAGCGCCUUGCAUGGGCAUGUACGCUUGAAGGUCAUUAUAUGGUGGCAAAGGAGUUGUAUAAUAGGAUAAGAGAGGAGGAGUCUGAUAUCAGUUUAUCUGUUUGCAACCAUAUAAUAUGGGUGAUGGGCAAGGCUAAGAAAUGGUGGGCUGCUUUGGAGAUUUAUGAAGAUUUGUUGGAUAAGGGACCAAAGCCAAAUAACCUGUCACAUGAAUUAAUUGUUUCACACUUCAACUUUCUACUCACUGCAGCUAGGAGAAAAGGUAUUUGGAGAUGGGGUAUUAGGUUGCUUAACAAGAUGGAAGAGAAAGGCCUAAAGCCAGGAAGUAGGGAGUGGAAUUCAGUUCUUGUAGCUUGUUCCAAAGCAUCAGAAACUUCAGCUGCAGUACAGAUAUUUAGGAGGAUGGUAGAGCAAGGUGAAAAACCUACAAUUGUUUCAUAUGGAGCAUUGCUUAGUGCCCUUGAGAAAGGGAAACUCUAUGAUGAGGCCCUCCAAGUAUGGGAACAUAUGCUUAAAGUGGGUGUUGUGCCAAACUUGUAUGCAUUUACAAUUAUGGCAUCAAUUUACGCUGGACAAGGAAGGUCUGAGAUGGUAGAUUCCAUCAUCCGAGAUAUGGUUUCAUCUGGUAUUGAACCAACUGUUGUUACUUUUAAUGCGAUUAUCAGUGGGUGUGCACGGAACAGCAUGGGAAGUACUGCAUUUGAAUGGUUCCACCGGAUGAAAGUUUUGAAUUUCUCACCAAAUGAGAUAACAUAUGAAAUGCUGAUUGAGGCUCUCGCGAAAGAUGCUAAGCCAAAACUUGCAUAUGAGCUGUAUUUGAGGGCUAACAGUGAGGGAUUUCACCUUUCUUCGAAAGCUUAUGAUGCUGUCAUUUACUCCUCAAGAUAUCACGGGGAAAAUAUAGAUGAAAGCAUCUUAGGACCCCGUCCUGCAGAGAAGAAGAAAAAUGUGAAGAUUAGGAAGACUUUGUCAGAGUUCUGUAACUUGGCAGAUGUUCCUAGAAGAUGUAAACCAUUUGAAAGAGAGGAACUUUAUACUCAACAAACACAUGAAAACUAAUAAAUAAAGUUUGAAAGAGGGGGGGGGGGUUGAGAGGGAUCUACAUGCUUGCCUGCACAGUGUUGGGCAUCAUCCGCCACACCAAGCCAAUGGGUGCACGGGGGGCAUGCCUCAAGGUUCGUAUACAGUGGGGACCCACAUGGUCAGGGAGGACAGAGAAUGUGCGAGAGCGUGUACUACUGGAAUUUUGUACAUCAUUUUCCCAUAAAAUGGUAUUGUGUCAAAGGUCUAUGCUGUAUGAUAUUGGAAUUCUUUCCUUUCAUCCCUACAUUUUUGUAGAGUAGGGGAAUCUGAUAUCAUAUUAUGUUGUAAGGUCGCCCCUAAUUCAAAUAAUUUGUUGCUUUAUUGACCUUGUAAAAUUUUUUUUCAUGUUCACUUCUAGGAAAAUACAGAUGGAUAUGGUCAUAGAUCUCUGAUGACGAAACCAUGUAUUUUGAAACAGAGUGAGACAUUGCUGCGAGGGUAGUGAACAUUGUUCAUUGAACUAUCAUACAACAUAUCCAUUGAGUUGAUAUCUGAUUCAAGCUUUAA